GAGCUAUGUCAUGGAUCAAGGAAGGAGAGUUGUCACUUUGGGAGCGGUUCUGUGCCAACAUCAUAAAGGCAGGCCCAGUGCCCAAACACGUUGCCUUUAUAAUGGAUGGAAACCGUCGCUACGCCAAGAAGUGCCAAGUAGAGCGGCAGGAAGGCCACUCACAGGGCUUCAACAAGCUGGCUGAGACUCUGCGCUGGUGUUUGAACCUGGGCAUCCUAGAGGUGACGGUCUACGCGUUCAGCAUUGAGAACUUCAAACGCUCCAAGAGUGAGGUAGACGGGUUAAUGGAUCUGGCCCGGCAGAAGUUCAGCCGCUUGAUGGAAGAACAGGAGAAACUGCAGAAGCAUGGGGUAUGCAUCCGGGUCCUGGGCGAUCUGCAUUUGUUGCCCUUGGAUCUCCAGGAGCUGAUUGCACAGGCGGUACAGGCCACCAAGAACUACAACAAGUGUUUCCUCAAUGUCUGCUUUGCAUACACGUCCCGUCAUGAGAUCAGUAAUGCUGUGAGAGAGAUGGCCUGGGGAGUGGAGCAAGGCCUGCUGGACCCCAGUGAUAUUUCUGAGUCUCUGCUUGAUAAGUGCCUCUAUACCAACCACUCCCCUCACCCUGACAUCUUGAUCCGGACUUCUGGGGAAGUGAGGCUCAGCGACUUCUUGCUCUGGCAGACCUCCCACUCCUGCUUGGUGUUCCAACCCGUUCUGUGGCCGGAAUACACAUUUUGGAACCUCUGUGAGGCCCUCCUGCAGUACCAGAUGAACCAUAGCAUGCUCCAGCAGAAGGCCCGAGACAUGUAUGCAGAGGAGCGGAAGAGGCAGCAGCUGGAGAGGGACCAGGCCGCAGUGACAGAGCAGCUGCUGCAAGAGGGGCUCCAGGCCAGUGGGGACGCCCAGCUCCGACGGACUCGCUUGCACAAACUCUCAGCCAGACGGGAAGAGCGGGUCCAAGGCUUCCUGCAGGCCUUGGAACUCAAGCGGGCUGACUGGCUGGCACGUCUGGGCACUGCAUCAGCCUGA
This is a messenger RNA of Puma concolor (puma), 1010 nucleotides long. Lineage: Eukaryota; Metazoa; Chordata; Mammalia; Carnivora; Felidae. The record is from RefSeq and is a predicted model, not a curated record.